Molecule: messenger RNA, 6459 nt
Organism: Mustela erminea (ermine)
Lineage: Eukaryota; Metazoa; Chordata; Mammalia; Carnivora; Mustelidae
Gene: DHX30
Product: DExH-box helicase 30
Exons: 20
Coding region: 830-4537 (1235 amino acids)
Cellular component (GO): intracellular anatomical structure; cytoplasm; nucleus
Molecular function (GO): G-quadruplex RNA binding; DNA helicase activity; ATP binding
Source: RefSeq, a predicted model, not a curated record
AGCCCCGUAGCUGGUGUUUUGCCAGAGAGGGACAGCCUGGCCCCAGCAUGCAGCGUGCUGUGCGGCUGCACGAUCGGAGGAGGCAGCCCAGUGUCAGAGAGGCUUUCUCGCACUCCGGGGCUUAGCGUCUCAGCGGGUCGGGCUGCUGGCCGCUUCUGAAGGUGAGAGUUGGAGCAGUGCCCUGCAGCUUGGUGGACAGUGGCCCGCUGGGUCUGCGGCUGCCAUCUUUUCUCUAAUGUAAUUCAGCGGAGCUGCCAGUACCGCCCCACCAGCAUGUUCAUGAGCGGUAAGUGGCCUGUUACUGCCUUUGCUGGCUUCUUAGCACAAGUUUCUUGUCUCUUGGAGGCAAUGCCAUCAGAAUCAGGCCACAGAGAGCAAGCUGAGUCCUUUACAGUCAGCACAAAACUUUGGAAAACACUAGAUCAGCAGCAAGAAUGUGCCAUUUGCCUCCUCCAGCUCCAUGUUCAGAAGAGGGCUCUGUGAUGUGGGAUUUUAACCACUCCCCCUCCCGCUUACUGAAAAUGCUUUAUGAAACAGGUAAUCAUCAAAUCACUUACUUCUUUUUUCUUAAUCCAGCAUCCCUGGAAAUGAAUGAGAACCCUUCUCAAACAGGACUGGAAAGGUUGAACUGAUCAUUUUCCACCUUAGUUUCAAGAUAAACCUUGAUCCUAGGCACUUUGUUCCAGAAGACCCUACAGGCAUUUCUCCUGUAUCACUGGAUGUGUUUUUUGCAGAAUGACACACCUCUCAAGUCAUCAGAGGGCCUGUGGGGUACAGCGUGACCUGGUGGCCCGAGUGUGCGAACAGCGGGUCACUGGGGGCUGGGAGGAUGCUGUGGACAGCCGAGGCCCGCGGCGCAGCGCAGUGCCAACAGUGUACAGGGCUGGCAGUGCUGAGGCCACGUUGGGGACAGCGGGGCUCUGAGCCCAUGGGGCUUGCCAGUAGGGCGCUUGCAGCUGGCCAUGUGGACCUCGCUGUAGAUCGGGCCCAGCACAGGCAGCGUCAGUGCAAACUUCCCCCACCCCGCCUUCCACCCAUGUGUGUCAACCCUGCCCCUGGAGGGACCAUCUCUCGAGCUUCUAGGGACCUAUUAAAAGAGUUCCCACAGCCCAAAAACCUUCUCAACAGUGUAAUUGGAAGAGCCCUCGGCAUCUCACAUGCAAAGGACAAACUGGUCUACGUGCACACGAAUGGACCGAAGAAAAAGAAAGUCACCCUCCACAUAAAGUGGCCCAAGAGCGUGGAGGUAGAAGGCUAUGGCAGCAAGAAGAUCGACGCCGAGCGGCAGGCUGCAGCGGCGGCCUGCCAGCUGUUCAAGGGCUGGGGACUGCUGGGUCCCCGAAACGAGCUGUUUGAUGCAGCCAAAUACCGUGUGCUAGCCGAUCGCUUUGGCUCUCCGGCUGACAGCUGGUGGCGCCCGGAACCCACCAUGCCACCUACUUCCUGGCGGCAGCUGAACCCUGAGAGCAUUCGGCCAGGGGGCCCUGGGGGCCUGUCCCGCUCCUUGGGCCGGGAGGAAGAGGAGGAUGAGGAGGAAGAGCUGGAAGAGGGGACCAUUGAUGUCACUGACUUCCUGUCCAUGACGCAGCAGGACUCCCACACCCCACUCAGGGACUCGAGGGGGGGUUCCUUUGAAAUGACAGACGACGACAGUGCUAUUAGGGCUCUGACCCAGUUUCCGCUUCCCAAGAACCUUCUGGCCAAAGUGAUUCAGAUAGCAACAUCGUCCUCCACAGCUAAGAACCUCAUGCAGUUCCAUACCGUGGGCACCAAGACCAAGCUGUCCACCCUCACUCUGCUCUGGCCCUGUCCCAUGACCUUUGUCGCCAAAGGGCGCCGCAAAGCGGAGGCUGAGAAUAAGGCGGCGGCCCUGGCCUGCAAGAAACUGAAGAGCCUGGGCCUGGUGGACCGCAACAACGAGCCACUUACCCACGCCAUGUAUAACCUGGCCUCUCUGCGUGAACUGGGUGAGACGCAGCGCCGGCCGUGCACCAUCCAGGUGCCUGAGCCCAUCCUCCGAAAGAUAGAGACCUUCCUGAACCAUUACCCUGUGGACAGUUCGUGGAUCUCCCCGGAGCUCCGGCUGCAGAGCGAGGACGUCUUGCCCCUGGGCAAGGACUCAGGGCCCCUGAGUGACCCUAUCACAGGCAAGCCCUACGUGCCCCUGUCAGAAGCAGAGGAGGUACGUCUGAGCCAGAACUUGCUGGAGCUGUGGCGGCGGCGAGGGCCAGUCUGGCAGGAGGCCCCCCAGCUCCCUGUGGACCCGCAUCGGGACACCAUCCUCAACGCCAUCGAGCAGCACCCAGUGGUGGUCAUCUCUGGGGACACGGGCUGCGGCAAGACCACGCGCAUCCCCCAGCUGCUGCUGGAGCGCUACGUGACCGAGGGCCGCGGCGCACGCUGCAACGUGAUCAUCACGCAGCCGCGUCGCAUCUCCGCUGUGUCCGUGGCACAGCGGGUCAGCCAUGAACUGGGCCCCUCCUUGCGCCGGAACGUGGGCUUCCAGGUGCGGUUGGAAAGCAAGCCCCCGGCCCGUGGCGGAGCCCUGCUCUUCUGCACCGUGGGCAUCUUGCUGCGGAAGCUGCAGAGCAAUCCCAGCCUGGAGGGUGUGAGCCACGUCAUUGUGGAUGAGGUCCACGAGCGGGACGUGAACACGGACUUCCUGCUGAUUCUGCUCAAGGGCCUGCAGCGGCUCAACCCGGCCCUGCGACUUGUGCUCAUGAGCGCCACGGGCGAUAACGAGCGCUUCUCCCGCUAUUUUGGUGGCUGCCCUGUCAUCAAGGUGCCGGGCUUCAUGUACCCGGUCAAGGAGCACUACUUGGAGGACAUCCUGGCCAAGCUGGGCAAGCACCAGUACCCGCACCGGCACCGGCACCACGAGUCUGAGGAUGAGUGCGCACUCGAUUUGGACCUCGUGACGGAUCUGGUUCUGCACAUUGAUGCCCGAGGGGAGCCAGGUGGAAUCCUCUGCUUCCUGCCUGGUUGGCAGGAGAUAAAAGGAGUACAGCAACGCCUCCAGGAGGCCCUGGGCAUGCACGAAAGCAAGUACCUCAUCCUGCCAGUGCACUCCAACAUCCCCAUGAUGGACCAGAAGGCCAUAUUCCAGCAGCCGCCGGUUGGGGUGCGCAAGAUUGUGUUGGCCACCAAUAUCGCGGAGACGUCGAUCACAGUCAAUGAUAUUGUGCAUGUGGUGGACAGCGGUCUGCACAAGGAGGAGCGCUAUGACCUGAAGACCAAGGUGUCCUGCCUGGAGACUGUGUGGGUGUCACGAGCCAACGUGAUCCAGCGCCGGGGCCGGGCGGGCCGCUGCCAGUCAGGCUUUGCCUACCACCUGUUCCCGCGGAGCCGGCUGGAGAAAAUGGUCCCUUUCCAAGUGCCAGAGAUUCUGCGCACGCCGCUCGAGAACCUGGUGCUACAAGCCAAAAUCCACAUGCCUGAGAAGACGGCAGUGGAGUUCCUUUCCAAGGCCGUGGACAGUCCGAACAUCAAGGCGGUGGAUGAGGCUGUGAUCUUGCUCCAGGAGAUCGGGGUGCUGGACCAGCGGGAGUACCUGACCACCCUGGGGCAGCGCCUGGCCCACAUCUCCACUGACCCCCGGCUGGCCAAGGCCAUAGUGCUGGCCGCCAUCUUCCGUUGCCUGCACCCGCUGCUGGUGGUCGUUUCCUGCCUCACCCGGGACCCCUUCAGCAGUAGCCUGCAGAACAGGGCGGAGGUGGACAAGGUGAAGGCACUGUUGAGCCAUGAUAGCGGCAGUGACCACCUGGCCUUUGUGCGGGCGGUUGCCGGCUGGGAGGAGGUGCUGCGCUGGCAGGACCGCAGCUCCCGUGAGAACUAUCUGGAGGAAAACCUGCUGUACGCCCCCAGCCUGCGGUUCAUCCAUGGACUCAUCAAGCAGUUCUCGGAGAACAUUUACGAGGCUUUCCUGGUGGGGAAGCCCUCAGACUGCACCCUGGCCUCUGCCCAGUGCAACGAGUACAGCGAAGAGGAGGAGCUGGUGAAGGGUGUGCUGAUGGCGGGCCUCUACCCCAACCUCAUCCAGGUGAGACAGGGCAAGGUGACCCGGCAGGGCAAAUUCAAGCCCAACAGCGUCACUUACAGGACCAAAUCAGGAAACAUCUUGCUACACAAGUCGACCAUUAACAGAGAGGCCACGCGGCUGCGGAGCCGGUGGCUGACGUAUUUCAUGGCUGUCAAGUCCAACGGCAGUGUCUUUGUCCGGGACUCCUCCCAGGUGCACCCACUAGCUGUGCUGCUGCUGACCGACGGGGACGUCCACAUCCGUGAUGAUGGGCGCCGGGCUACCAUCUCCCUGAGCGACAGUGAUCUGCUGCGGCUGGAGGGGGACUCGCGCACCGUGCGGCUGCUUCGGGAGCUGCGCCGAGCACUGGGCCGCAUGGUGGAGCGGAGUCUGCGCAGCGAGCUGGCCGCUCUGCCGCCGGGCGUGCAGCAGGAGCACGGGCAGCUGCUGGCGCUGCUGGCGGAGCUGCUGCGUGGGCCCUGCGGCAGCUUUGACGUGCGCAAGACGGCGGAUGACUGAGCCCCGUUGUCUGCUGGGGCUGUGUACAGAGUGCAAAUGUUUAUUUAAAAUAAAGUUCUAUUUAUCCCUUGUGAGCAUUGCUCUCCGCGGGGGGCUCCUCUCUCGGGGGCCCGGCACCCACGCUCCUGCUUCUUGCAGGGCCCAGGGCUGCUGCCUUUUCUGGGCCAGGACCCUGGCCUCCCUCUCGGGGCCAGUGGUCCACUGCAGGCUCUUCGUGAAUCUUUACCUCCUAGCCCCUUGAGCAGAACCAGGGACAAGUUCCACAGGCAGCUAAGGCCACUUGAACCUUAACCUUCAGGGGCCUUAGGUGGUACAGCAGCCCUUUUGUGAGCUGUGACUUUGCUAAUAAAGUCAUCAAGACAGCAUGGUACCCAGCAGCCCGCUGAAGCCAGCAGAUGCACUACGGGGCAAGGUCAGUGAUGCUGGAGCUGGAGACAAACCAGGACGGACAGAAGAGACGGGCCCGUGCGGUAGGACAUCAUGAGCUUUAUUGACUCUUGAGAUAAGUACAACAGAAUCACAGAUUGACACAGGCAAUGGCUGAGCCAGAAGCAAACUGGAAGUGCAGAAAUGCACCCACAUGCUGUCAGGGCACCUUCUCGGCCUUGGGGGACGCUUCAAGGGAGCUGGGACCACACCAGCCCACACAGACUGUUCCCCAUGAGGCUCACUUCUCACAGCCCUUCCCUCGGACUGGGAGCCAGUCACCUGCCUCAGCAUCUGUGGCCCCGGGGCUAAAGAGGAGGGUACAGGUACUUUCCGGCUCUGCAGCUGCCCCACUUCCUCCCCAGCUGCCUUCCGUCCCUCUCCUGCUGACAAGACGCGGGUGCCCCGAUGUCCUUGGCACAUGGCACUCUAGCAUCUGGUGCAGGGAAGGCUUUCUCCACCAGCCCCCUGCAGCAUGUGCUCGGGGAGCUGCGGAUGUGGUGUCCCACCUCCCUGAGGGAAAUGCUACCUCCGAAGUGGGAGAACCUGCUGGCCCAGAUGCCCGCCCUCUACAUGGAGGUCCGAUUGGAACCAACGUCAAGAACCCUUCCUCCUGGGCUCCAGGAAGGGAGACAACAGGUGCAGUGGCGGGGUGGGGCGGCGAGGGGCCAAGUCUGGCGACCUCAAGGGGCAAGUCUGCACUGCAGGAAAUGCUCCUCCAGAGGAGACGCCCUCAGAGACUCCCCGCCAUUUCACUACAAACUGUUAAAUUUUAAUCCUUUAUUAGAAACCAUGCAAACUUUAAUACAAAAAAAAAAAAAAUACAAGUGCAAUAAGAAUCUUCGUGUCAAUACAAUUCCCGGGAUUUCUCAUCAUUGCAGCCGUCCCAAGACCGGGCCUAGCUGGGACACCCCUGCACAGGCUGGCCUCGCCUCUCCCCCUCCCCAGUCAGGCUGUUAGGGGUGGGGGAGAUGGCUGGUCUCCUGCCUUUUUGAAAUUUCCACACCUGAUUCCCCAUCCCCCACAUGAGUCUGGACAUCUUGGGCUCCUGGUAACAGGGCUCUGGUGUCCUAGGCCUUCGAGUCUGGAGGAUUAUGACCUCCAGAGUCUUUCCCUGCUUCUCCAGCCCCAAACUUGUACCUCCCACUACAUCCCAGGGAAUGAGACAGAUAGAGAUGCCAAAACCAGCCUCUUGGUUAGAAAAGAAAAGCAGCAUACACACAAAAUACCAGAACAACCAGACCACACUCUGACCAGUCCCUAGUAUGCCCUCCCUGCUCACCAGGCUACAGCCCCUGUACCUCACCUGCCGUGCCCACACCUUCUCCGGGGCCCCAAGCUGCCCAGGCCAGGGCAGCCCCUGAUGCCUGACCUCCUGGCUGGAGGCUUAAGGAUCUCCCCUCCCUGUUUCCUUUAACACCUACUGAGGACUUUCGUUUAGACAUGGCUUCAACCUGCAAAACUCCUCUACCAGUUUUUAGGUUAUUUAAAAAAAA